GCAGGCUGCGCCGGGGUUCUGUGUCUCCGCGGCCUGGCUGCGGCUGCUUUUCACGCUCCCCUCCGGGUCCCCCAGGCCGCGUCCCGCCGGGGGAGCCCCCCCCCCCCCCGUGAGAGGCCGAGACUCGGGGGGCCUGGCCGCUGCAGGCGCCGCGGGGGAAAAUGACAUCGCGGAGAUGGUUUCACCCGAAUAUUACUGGAGUGGAGGCAGAAAAUUUACUGCUGACAAGAGGCGUUGAUGGCAGCUUUCUGGCCCGGCCCAGUAAAAGUAACCCGGGAGAUUUUACACUUUCUGUUCGGCGAAAUGGAGCUGUCACGCACAUCAAGAUCCAGAACACAGGAGACUACUACGACUUGUAUGGAGGAGAAAAAUUUGCCACGUUGGCUGAGUUAGUCCAGUAUUACAUGGAACACCAUGGGCAGCUCAAAGAAAAGAAUGGAGACGUAAUAGAGUUAAAAUAUCCACUGAAUUGUGCUGAUCCUACAUCUGAAAGGUGGUUUCACGGGCACCUUUCUGGAAAAGAAGCUGAAAAGUUAUUAACAGAAAAAGGAAAACAUGGAAGCUUCCUUGUGCGAGAGAGUCAAAGCCACCCAGGAGACUUUGUUCUUUCAGUUCGGACAGGAGAUGAUAAAGGCGAGAGUAAUGAUGGGAAAUCGAAAGUGACCCAUGUCAUGAUUCGGUGCCAGAAUCAUAGAAUCGUAGGACUGGAAGGGACCUCGAGAGGUCUUCUAGUCCAGUCUCCUGCACUCAAGGAGCUGAAAUACGAUGUUGGCGGAGGGGAGAAAUUUGACUCUCUUACAGAUCUAGUGGAACAUUAUAAGAAGAACCCCAUGGUAGAAACUUUGGGCACAGUACUACAGCUUAAGCAGCCCCUGAAUACAACCCGUAUUAAUGCUGCAGAGAUUGAAAGCCGGGUGCGAGAACUAAGCAAGCUAGCAGAGACCACAGAUAAAGUCAAGCAAGGCUUCUGGGAAGAAUUUGAGACUUUACAACAGCAAGAAUGCAAACUUCUAUAUAGUCGUAAAGAGGGUCAACGGCAAGAAAGCAAAAACAAAAAUAGAUACAAAAACAUUUUACCUUUUGACCAUACCAGAGUUGUUCUACAUGACGGAGAUCCAAAUGAACCCGUUUCAGAUUAUAUCAAUGCUAAUAUUAUUAUGCCUGAAUUUGAAACUAAGUGCAACAAUUCAAAGCCAAAAAAAAGUUACAUUGCUACUCAAGGCUGCCUACAGAACACAGUGAAUGACUUCUGGAGAAUGGUAUUCCAGGAGAACUCUCGUGUUAUCGUUAUGACAACAAAAGAAGUCGAAAGAGGAAAGAGUAAGUGUGUCAAAUACUGGCCUGAUGAAUACGCAUUAAAGGAAUACGGGGUUAUGCGUGUUAGGAAUGUUAAGGAAAGUGCAGCUCAUGACUAUACGCUAAGAGAACUGAAACUUUCUAAAGUUGGUCAGGGGAACACUGAGAGAACAGUCUGGCAAUAUCACUUCAGAACCUGGCCUGAUCAUGGAGUACCCAGUGAUCCUGGCGGUGUCCUGGACUUCUUAGAGGAGGUCCACCACAAGCAGGAAAGCAUCGCUGAUUCAGGACCUGUUGUGGUGCAUUGCAGUGCUGGGAUUGGACGAACAGGAACUUUUAUUGUGAUUGAUAUUCUUAUUGACAUAAUCCGAGAAAAAGGCGUGGACUGUGAUAUUGAUGUUCCAAAGACCAUUCAGAUGGUGAGAUCGCAGCGGUCAGGGAUGGUUCAAACAGAAGCGCAGUACAGAUUUAUUUACAUGGCAGUACAGCACUACAUUGAAACGCUACAGCGUAGAAUUGAAGAGGAGCAGAAGAGUAAGAGGAAAGGGCAUGAAUACACAAACAUUAAAUAUUCUUUAUCGGACCAGACAAGUGGGGAUCAGAGCCCACUUCCACCAUGUACUCCGACCCCAACCUGUCCAGAAAUGAGAGAAGAUAGUGCUAGAGUAUAUGAAAAUGUGGGGUUGAUGCAGCAGCAGCAGAAAAGCUUUAGAUGAGAUGUACAGAAACUUCCAUGCAAAGGAAGAAAUGAAUAUUUUUUUUUAAAAAAGGUCAAGAAAGAGAUGGAACAAGCUUCACGUGAAGAAUGAAUUUUGAAGGCUUGGUACCUUUUUAUUUAUGGUGUUUAACCCUUCAAUAAUAAGCAAAACCUAAGACCAUCUAAAGAUCAUUAUAUCCUUUCUCUCCAAUAUCUGAUUUACAAUUGCUCAUUUUUCAAAUAAAAAGGAAAUCCUCUCUACAAUGUAGAAAGAUAUUUUGUAGAAUCUUAAUUGUGAAUCCAGCCAACUGUUAGCCUGGCGUUCAUCUGCUUCAAAUAGCAUUUUUGUUUCAAAAUCUGGUUAUUAGCAUUAUUUCUUAUCAGAGCAGUUGUGGGGAUUUUUUUUUUUGAAUGGGGAAGCAAUGAUGUGGGUAAGUCCAUUUAUAUAAAUAUAAAAUACUAAUGGGAACAAUUCUUGAUUGUUUGAAGACAGUGGAUCACCCACAUUAAAAGUCAGCUACAUCAUAACAUUCGUCCUAAUGCAUUUCAAACUUGGUCUGAGUUUGACGGGGUGAGCAGUUCAUCUUUGAUAUGAAGAUGUUUUUUGUGACCGCUGAUGGCUUUGAUUACUUCUCAGCUGAGUUGCUGGAUGGGCUGUUUUUGAGUAACUACAAAAAGUAGCCUUUGCCUCAGACUAGAACAUUCUGUAGAUGACCUGUACCCAAGAUACCAAUUUACAGCCACUCUGGCAAAAAAAAAAAAAAAAAAAAAAAAAAGCAGCCUUGGGGCCGCUGCCUAUGUUAAUUUUUCAGUGUUCAUUUAUUAAGCAGGAGAUCUGACCUGUGGAGCUGAGACAUUUUAGGAAGCUCCACAGUGACACUUGACAUCGUAUUAAAACAAUGAAACCAGUAACCCCCUGUGCAGGCUGUUAUCUUAGGCUGAAGUGAACCCUGUCUUAAAAAUAGAGUUAUUUGGGCCUUCUGGUUCUCAGUAAGGCCUCUCACUAACGAAGGUAGCCUGGGGAAAAGGACUAUAUGGAAAUUAGCUAUCACCUAAAAUUGCCUUAGUGAAAAGGGCAGCGCAGGUACCAGUCAACAGCAGCUUGUUCUGGUCUAUUUCAUCAGGCGGGAGUUUCAUUAACAUUCUGCCUAAAGUGCCUUUCAGAGCCACAUCCAAUUUGCUGUCCGUGUUUUAAUUAAAAAAAAAAAAAAUACUGCAUCUAUCUCUAAAAACACUUUUGAUUGUUAUUAAUGAAACAAAAUCCUCCCAGAGUGACGCCAGCAGUGAGAGAUGCUGUUAUAGUGCCACAGUUACCUGGGUUUCUUCAUCUGCAGAAGAAGGGAUGUAAACACUUCUCGGUUUCCUGCAUUAAAGAAACUUUGCCCUGUCCUGUUGUCUGAAUCUGGAUCUCCCAUUGGAACCUAUAGUAGCUGAGUGUGUGCUCAUGGCAGGAUCGGGCUCGAGGAGUAGGUACCAGUGGUGUCUUAGCAGCAUCUUUCCCCUCACUGCUGGUGGAGUUCUGAGAAUUAUGGUGAAGCCACCAGGUGGUAUUGAGGAAUUAUCAUCAUUUUUAUUUAGAGUAUGCAGUUAAUGGUAAUCGCUGCAUUGUAUUUCUGUAUGUGCAGUAAGGGUGCAGGAGUGAUGAAGUUACAUUAUUGGUCAUAGUAGUGAAAUUACACAAAAGCCUGGAAUGUAAUUAGUGCAGCAUUUGUGUUCCCUACAUUCAUGUGGGGAUUGCAUUGGCUUUCCCUGAGAAUGCUUUGCAAAGUCAAGUGCUUCACAUUUUGUGUUUGUCUGAACUGAAUGAAGGCGCAUCUUCACUUUAAGCUGAACUUUGUUACUUUGCCUCUUGUUCUUUGUUAUAAUACCUCUUGUCUUCUGGUCCUGGAACUCCUGUCACCAGCACACCAUAAUAUUUGUGUCUUAAUGUCAUUAUCUAUAGCACAGUCGUUAAUAUUUGCACCCUCUGUAGAUCUAAAAUUCUUAUGGCUUGAUGAAAGGAUGGUCAGUUUUCAUCUACUUGUGUUCGUUCGGUCACAAAUAGAAUAUUUGCUUUAUAUCACCUUCCUUCCCCAGCCUCCGUGUACAGUUUCAUCAUGUUGACUUUUUCUGCAAAGGUUAAAUAGGGAUCAUUUAAGUGCCGAGUUGUGUUUUUGAAUUGAGUAAUUCAAUAACAGUCUAAAUAUCUGUUAAUUGGAAAUUUUGUGUAGCAUUAUGUGGUGCUAUAUUUCCUUGGAUGCUGCAAGGUUUUAAAUCAGGAGAAAAUGAAGUGCAUGUUCAGGAUUAGAAAUACUUUGUACCAAAAUCAUAGGGGUAGCCGUGUUAGUCUGGAUCUGUAAAAAGCGAGAAAAAGUCCUGUGGCACCUUAUAGACUAACAGACGUAUUGGAGCAUAAACUUUUGUGGGUGAAUACCCACUUCGUCAGACGCAUGUGGUGGAAAUUUCUGAUGAAGUGGGUAUUCACCCACGAAAGCUUAUGCU
Molecule: messenger RNA, 4474 nt
Organism: Malaclemys terrapin pileata
Lineage: Eukaryota; Metazoa; Chordata; Testudines; Emydidae
Gene: PTPN11
Product: protein tyrosine phosphatase non-receptor type 11
Exons: 17
Coding region: 162-2012 (616 amino acids)
Biological process (GO): protein dephosphorylation
Molecular function (GO): protein tyrosine phosphatase activity
Source: RefSeq, a predicted model, not a curated record